Larimichthys crocea (large yellow croaker) is the source of this 1446-nucleotide messenger RNA. RefSeq names its product src kinase associated phosphoprotein 2 (gene skap2). The coding region runs from base 181 to 1200 and encodes 339 amino acids. The record is from RefSeq and is a predicted model, not a curated record. Gene Ontology annotation, molecular function: protein binding. NCBI's taxonomy places the organism in Eukaryota, Metazoa, Chordata, Actinopteri, Sciaenidae. Gene Ontology annotation, cellular component: plasma membrane; cytoplasm. The transcript is spliced from 13 exons.
UAGAGCCAUGCGCGUCAGUGUGGGUGUUAAACAGCAGCAGGCGGGUUUGUGAACUGUGUGGUCACUGAUAAAUAAUUAACAUCAACUUCCGUAUGUUGGAGUCGCUGCUGCUGCUUCCGUGUCAUGUGAAGUUUCACCCUGCGGACUGUCCAUCGCUGCCUGAGGCAAACAUCUCCAACAAUGCGUCAAGUUCCCGAGGAGUUAACCGCGCUCAUUUCAGAUCUCGAAAAUUUCCUCAACGAUGGGUUAAAAGGUGAAAAUUUAAGCAAGAAGGCAAAAGAGAAGAAGGAAGCGUUCAUCAAACGGAUUAAAGAGGUCAAGUUGGGUUUCCCACACGACUUCAAGGACAAAAGUGGAGAUGAGUCAGAGGAAGAGGAGGAAGCUGACAGCAACAACGAUGGAGGGUCACUGCUGUCGGAGCGCACAGACAAGGAUGAAGACGCCUGCGAAGGAGCCCAGCAGGCACCACCUGUGGCGGCUCAGGACCUGACACAAGUCUUUAAAGCGGGAUACCUUGAGAAGCGCAGAAAGGAUCACAGCUUUUUUGGCACCGAGUGGCAGAAGAGAUGGUGUGCUCUGAGCAAUCAGACCUUUUACUAUUACGGCAGUGAGAAAGACAAGCAGCAGAAGGGGGAGUUCAAUAUCGAUGGGUACAACGUCAAAAUGAACAACACCUUACGGAAAGACUCGAAGAAAGACUGUUGCUUUGAAAUUUCAGCUCCAGACAAGCGGGUCUAUCAGUUUUGUGCGUCAUCGGCGAAAGAGGCGGAGGAAUGGGUGAAACAGAUAGACUUUGUUUUGAAAGAUAUGACGGGCAUCAUCCCAGAAGAUGAAGACGAGGAACAGGAAGUGUAUGACGAUGUUGGUGCGAUCGACGAAGACAUCUAUGAAGAGCUCCCAGAGGAAGAGGCGUCUCCUGCGGCAAAGCCUCCUCCAAAAGUGCCAAAAGUGGAGCCAGCGAGCAAACCUACUCCUCCUCCUCCUACUGCUGCAGUUGAUAAGAGCACAGACUACGUCAACUACUACCAGGGCUUAUGGGACUGCACUGGGGAGUUCCCAGAUGAGUUGUCCUUCAAACGUGGAGAUGCCAUCUACAUCCUGAGCAAGGACUAUAACACCUUUGGCUGGUGGGUCGGAGAGAAGAAUGGAACUAUAGGAAUCGUCCCCAAAAGCUACCUGUUGGAGCUUUAUGCUCUAUAAAUACAGCCUGUGAUCAUUCCCACCCAUGUGUACUGUAAGAGACUGAUGACUGGAGCAAAAGCUGUCCAUAUGACUGAAAUGCAUGUUAAGGAGUAUUUUUCUACAGUAUCUGCCAUGCCUGUUUUGUAUUUAUUUUAUAUCCAAGAUUCAGUUUUUCCACACCAACACCAUUUCAUGUUCUGCUUCUGGCAAAUUUGAUAUUUGUAAAUGACAAAAUGAAUAAAGAUUUAGACGUGUGCUUGAUCA